Molecule: messenger RNA, 669 nt
Organism: Funneliformis mosseae
Lineage: Eukaryota; Fungi; Glomeromycota; Glomeromycetes; Glomerales; Glomeraceae
Source: the annotation of a GenBank genome assembly
AUGACGACGCAAAAUUUUUCGAUAGAGGAUUUAGCGAUAUCAUUAAUUGAAAGGUUGGACAGAAGAAACAUCUUCCCACCACAUUAUAAUAAUCCAGAAACAUUUAUUUCUUCUACAAAUACAAAUAAUCUAUCAUUAAGACGACCGAGAAGACCUCCAAAUGCCUUUUUACUCUGCAGAAAAAAUGUUCACCAAGAAGCGAAACGCAAAGGAACCUGCAACAUGCGUGUGAUAAGUAAGGUUACCGGCAUUUUAUGGAGAAACGCAACUUCCGAAGAGAAGGGAGUCUAUGAGAGACUAGCCGAUCGUGUAAAUGAAAUUCAUUCAAAGAGAACCACAAUGAUUUAUAAACCAGCCAUAGGCUCCACUUCCUUUCAAAAUAAAGCUCGAUCUAGUUAUAACCCUUACACGUAUCCUUCACAAUUAAUUACACCGUCAGUAAAUGCUCCUUUAUUACUUCCAGUUCCCACACAUUCUAUUUCCCAACCUUCAUCAAAUAUUUCUCCCACUUUUGAUCAAGAUGAGCAAUAUUUUCAAAAUAAUCCAGUAAAUAAUACCAUAAAUCAUUUUAAUCCUUUGGAAUUUAACAAUCAGGCUCCAAACGAUGAUCAUAAUUUUUUAUCUUUAUUUUAUAAUAGUAUUCUAAUGACUCCAUCAUCUUUUGGCUAG